GUCAGUAGCCUAUAAACUGGUGCCUUGUAUGCCUGCGCCCUCUGGUGGAUUAAAACAGUAGCGUUUGGCGAAGGAAGUGCCACCGUGUCCAAAGGUCAUUAUAUGAAACCUCCAAUCUGGAUCGAGGCGGUAACAACAGGAAGAAGAAGAUAGAGGAAUUCUCUAGGUCUUCUCGAGAGAAACUAGUCCAGUCGAAGAACAAAAUGUUCUCCAAAUUUACGUCAAUUCUUCAGCACGCUGUGGAAGCGCUUGCCCCAUCGUUGCCCUUGCAGGAGGACUUUGUCUAUCACUGGAAGGCCAUUACACAUUAUUACAUUGAAACUUCUGAUGACAAAGCUCCAGUCACAGACACCAACAUCCCAUCCCACCUGGAACAGAUGCUGGACAUCCUGACCCAGGAGGAAGGGGAAAGGGAGUCUGGAGAGACAGGACCCUGCAUGGAGUAUCUCCUACAUCAUAAGAUCCUGGAGACUCUCUACACCUUGGGCAAGGCAGAUUGUCCUCCAGGGAUGAAGCAGCAGGUGCUUACCUUCUACACAAAGCUGCUAGCACACAUUCGUCAACCUCUCCUGCCACACAUCAAUGUCCACAGACCUGUACAGAAACUGAUCCGUCUGUGUGGGGAGGUGCUGGCUGCUCCCACAGAAAAUGAAGAGAUUCAGUUCCUUUGUAUAGUCUGUUCCAAAUUGAAGCAGGACCCAUACCUUGUCGACUUCUUCCUCGAGAACAAGUCAAAGAGACCUGAUACAAAGACUCCAGGAGGGACGGAGGUGGUGAAGGAGAAUGUGUUGGCUCCAGACACUGGUCAGUCUCGGCCAGAGGAACAGGCUGAGGAGCCUCAGGCUGCAGCUGCUGCCUCUACCUCUAGUCCAAGCAGUAACCAUAAUAACGGCAACAAUUACAAUCUUGUCACCUCGCUGCUCAACCUCACAAAGAGCCCUGAUGGCAGGAUAGUAGUGAAGGCAUGUGAGGGCCUGAUGCUGCUGGUCAGUUUACCAGAGCCUGCAGCUGCCAAGUGUUUAACUGAAAACACUGAGCUCUGUGAGCUCCUGACUGACAGGCUGGUCUCCUUCUAUAAAGCCCUGCCCCAGUCCAUGGACCCCUUGGACAUUGAGACAGUGGAGUCGGUCAACUGGGGUCUGGACGUGUAUAACCUGAAGGAGGAUGCUGCCGUCUUCACAGGGAAGAGGGCUCUCAUCUCCUUCCUGUCCUGGCUAGAUUACUGUGACCAACUCAUCAAGGAGGCUCAGAAGUCAGCAGCUGCAGUGAUGGCAAAAGCUGUGAGAGAAAAAUUCUUUGUGUCUGUUAUGGAACCACAGCUUAUGCAGACGUCCGAGGUGGGCAUCCUGACCUCCACUGCCCUGCUGAACAGGAUCAUCAAGCAGGUGACGUCGGAGGCUUUAUUGCAGGAGAUGAUUUACUUCUUGCUGGGAGAGGAGAGGGAGCCAGAGACUCAAGCUACUAUGGCUCAGAAUCCACUCAGACACAGACUCAUCGAGCACUGCGACCACCUGUCAGAUGAGAUCAGCAUCAUGACGCUGCGGCUGUUUGAGCACCUGAUCCAGAAGCCCAGCCAGCACAUCCUCCACAGCUUGUUGCUGCGUAGCCUGGAAGAGAGGAACUACCUGGAGAACAAACCACAGGAGGAGCGGGAGCCCCUGGAGAACGGGCAGCCCCAUGAUGCUGUAGACCUUGAGGAGGAUCCACUGUUUGGUGAUGACCUCUCUCCAGACAGCCGGCUGUCUGGUUCUGAUUGGCUCAGCUCCUCUCCCCCGCAGAGUCCUGAUCACUCAAAGUGUGACGGGAAGACGGAGGUCCACAAAAUUGUCAACAGUUUCCUGUGUUUGGUGCCGGAUGAGGCAAAGUCAUCUUAUCACGUUGAAGGCACAGGCUAUGACACCUACCUCAGAGAUGCACACAGACAGUUCAGGGACUAUUGUGGGGUCUGCCAGCGGUGGGAGUGGAGGGGAAAUCCAAAGCCGCUGGAGAAGUGUAACUUGGACAGUCCGUUCUUCGAGGGCCACUUCCUCAAGGUCCUCUUCGACAGGAUGGGUCGCAUCCUAGAUCAGCCGUACGAUGUCAACCUGCAGGUGACCGCAGUGCUGUCCAAGCUGUCGAUGUUUCCACACCCCCACUUGCACGAGUACCUGCUGGACCCUUACAUCAACCUGGCCCCCGGCUGCCGGUCUCUGUUCUCGGUCAUCGUCAGGGUGGUGGGAGAUCUCAUGUUGAGGAUUCAGCGCAUCCCAGACUUCACGCCCAAACUGCUGCUCGUGAGGAAGAGAUUAUUAGGUCUGGAGCCAGAGGGCAUCAACAUCGACCACAUGACUCUGCUGGAGGGAGUGAUCGUGCUGGAGGAGUUCUGCAAAGAGCUGGCAGCCAUCGCCUUCGUCAAAUACCACGCGGCUGCCGCCGCCUCACCGUAAUCGUCCUGCUGUUCAUCCAUCUGCCUCAGCCAGGCAGACAUGUUGGGAUUAAACUGGGCCUUUGGGAUGUGGUGGUACUGGUGUCACAGGAAUGGCAAAACAUUACCACUAACUCAGCUCAUCCCUGCAAGGCAAGACUGUUAAAGCCCGCACGGACGGGUUCAUGGCUCCCCCUCUUCUGGCCUCUCGGGCUCCACUAUAAAAAAAAAAAAAAAAAA
Perca flavescens (yellow perch) is the source of this 2644-nucleotide messenger RNA. It is a transcript of the gene fhip2a, whose product is annotated as FHF complex subunit HOOK interacting protein 2. NCBI's taxonomy places the organism in Eukaryota, Metazoa, Chordata, Actinopteri, Perciformes, Percidae. The record is from RefSeq and is a predicted model, not a curated record. The coding region runs from base 204 to 2426 and encodes 740 amino acids. The transcript has 18 exons.